Molecule: messenger RNA, 327 nt
Organism: Phytomonas sp. Hart1
Lineage: Eukaryota; Euglenozoa; Kinetoplastea; Trypanosomatida; Trypanosomatidae
Source: the annotation of a GenBank genome assembly
AUGCCGAUGGCCGACGACGGCCCCGACGACGACGACGCCGCGGCCGCCCCGGUCGCGGUGAGUUUCUUGACCGUCCGCGACGUCGACCUCAAGGGCCGCAUCCUCGCCGUGAGCACGGCGACGGAGAUGGAGGCCCUGCCGGACGGCACCCUCCACCGCCUCCCCUACGCGGAGUUCGAGCGCCGCGUGCGGGACUGCAUGAUCAUGGGCUUCGCCCUCGUCGAGUCGGUCAGCGACGAGCGGAUCACCGUCCUGGUGAAUGCCGCCCCGCUGCCCAAGGAGUUGGGCUUGUGUCUGUUGCUCACGGACGAGCAUCUGACGUCGUAG